Callorhinus ursinus (northern fur seal) is the source of this 1251-nucleotide messenger RNA. It is a transcript of the gene TMEM70, whose product is annotated as transmembrane protein 70. The record is from RefSeq and is a predicted model, not a curated record. Gene Ontology annotation, biological process: mitochondrial proton-transporting ATP synthase complex assembly. Gene Ontology annotation, cellular component: mitochondrial membrane. Lineage: Eukaryota; Metazoa; Chordata; Mammalia; Carnivora; Otariidae.
GGAGUAUGAACGGCAGGUUCCAGCUGCGGCCGGGUGAGGAGCUGGGCCUCAGGCUUCCCCGCUGUCGCCGUAGCGCCGUCUGCCGCCACUUCUCACGCGCGGGAUGCUGCUGCUGGCGCUGGGCAGCUCGUGGGCGGCCGGACUUCGGCUCGGAGGGAAGAGGACGGUGCCGUGGGCGGCCGCCGCGCGGCUGGCCUCCUGUAGUGGCUCCUCGGGGCUGGUUGGCUGCGGAAGCGUGGGGCUGCGGAGAGCCUCGCCGCUUCUCGGGCGUCGGGUGCGAACGCAGAUACCUCUUUGUUGGGAAAGAUGGGUUCAGUGCUUACAUACACAGCUUGAAAAAUCAGAAGAUGGAAGGCUGAUUUAUACUGGGAAUCUGGCGAGAACAGUAUUUGGUGUGAAAUGUUUCUCUUAUUCGACAAGUGUCAUCAGCCUUGCAUUACUACCAUACAUUUUUGCGCAAAACAGUAUUAUAUUUGGAAGUCUGCCUUUGCAAAUAUUAUUUUAUGGCAUCAUAGGGAGCUUUACCAUGAUCACUCCAGCACUGCUUCACUUUGUUACAAAAGGCUAUGUCGUUCGGCUGUACCAUGAAGCUACAACAGACACUUAUAAAGCCAUUACUUACAAUGUUGUGCUUCUAGAAACGAGUACAGUGUUUCACCAGAAUGACGUGAAGAUUCCAGACAGCGCACAUGUGUUUACCACAUUUUAUGCUAAAACGAAAUCACUGUUAGUUAAUCCAGGGCUCUUUCCAAACCCUGACGAUUAUAACCAUCUAAUGGGUUAUGACAAACCAUUCACUUUUGAUAUGGAAGAAGACAGUGAGAAAAAACAGGUUAAAGAUGAGAAAUGAGUCUUGUUUUUUAGGUUUGUGCUUAAAUGUGAUUUAUGUUCCAAUGUAUAAUAAUGAAAUUGCCUUUACUUUUGUUUUCUGUUAGUGACUGAUUAAAAAUAAUUUGAAACUGUAUCAACUUUUAAUUUUCAGAGAAUUAUGUUCCUAUAUAAUAAAUAUGCUGUGUUUGAAAAACAAAUCAUGUAAUAUUCUACCAUUUGUGUUUUUAAAAAAGUGUGAAAAUACAUGUUCAUGCUGGCAUAAGCAUGGAUAAUUUUAUAUAAUAAUUGUGGUUGUCUCUAGGCUGGGGAUCAGGUGUCAGAAGCAGAUGGGAGAGUUGUUUUUCCUUUACGUUUGGAUUUUUCUAGGUGUAUAGAUACUAACUUUGCCCACAUUAAAAACUGUUUUUAAAAAUUCUAAAA